Lasiosphaeria miniovina is the source of this 927-nucleotide messenger RNA. RefSeq lists its product as uncharacterized. NCBI's taxonomy places the organism in Eukaryota, Fungi, Ascomycota, Sordariomycetes, Sordariales, Lasiosphaeriaceae. The transcript has a single exon. The record is from RefSeq and is a predicted model, not a curated record. Bases 211 to 609 code for a protein of 132 amino acids.
CAAUGAGGUUGACAGCGUUUGGGGGCGGCGGCGGCGGCGGCGGCAACAAACUUCACUUCUUUCAGUGUCUUCUUUUUUUUUGGAGGAGAUACGCACACGUGUAAGAGGGGGGAGCGCAACCGGCACCGGCCAGAAUUGCCAAGCCCAGCCUUUCUUUCCGUCGGCCUCUCAGGGGCUGCUGUCGUGCUUCCCACCCCAGACUCGGACUCGAUGGCGUGGCCAAUGGGGGCGCUUAGUCUCCCACGUGCUCUCUCAACCUCGACUCUCCACUGUCAUCUACACACUAAAAGUCGUCGCUCUCUGCUUCACCGAACCCCCGUUUCGGAAGACACACAGUCUCCAGACCUAAGCUUUGGCGAUCAAUGCAUUACAUGUUUAAAAAAUAAGGGGGCGGUUCUGUUGGUCACCUUUGCUCGACGCAAGACGCAGAGACUCCUGCAUUGGUCGAGAGCCAACAAGACUAACAACAGCCCACCUCAUAUAUGCAUGUACCGAGCAAAGAAUAGAGACUCCAUAUUGAUAGUUGAUUUUGAUCAGAAAGAGGAUUCACUUUGGUCCGUGCAAAUCCCCGGCUUCUUGUGGUGCCCCGGCACACGAAGAAGCGAGUAAGGGUGGCCUGCCGUACCACAGCACCCACCUUAGGCCUCAAUCCGCGCCAUCCGGCACAAACCUAACGUAGGUCGGUCCCUCUUGAACCCGGCAGCGGCAACACAUGCCUCACGGCGGCCCGCUAGCCCCCCACACCACAUCUCGCUUGCGGCGCCAUUGGCCAUGCCGGAUCUGUAUGGGAGCAUAUCAUCUGGGUAGCGGACGGACGCGAGGCUGAGAACAGUGAACAUCGUCAAUCACCGCGUCCUUCUCCCCACGUGCCGGGCAGACUGUCAACAUUGUCGUCAAAAAGCUUCGGUGAGAAGAAAGCAAAAAAAA